AUGGUCUGUGGGGCUCAGAGUGCGAAGCACGUGUGUGAUCCCUCUGCAUCACUGUGCGAAAGAGCUCCAGCAGCAGCUGGUGGCUCCUGGGCUCCAGCCUCGCCGGCUCCCAGGUUUUGGCACUUCCUCGGCUUUCCAGCCGUCGGGCCGGGGGUUUGUUCCACGCACGGCGUCUUCUGCAUCUUCCCGUCCAGGGAACGUGUUCACCGCACAGGUCUCCCAGCAGGACAUAACCCCAUGUCCGAACUACCCUUCGUCCGAGCGACUUCUCCUCCCCCGAUCCGGACCCCUGUUGACAGUCUCGGGCAAGAAGCCCGCUGCCCCGCGGUGGGCGGCAGCUACCCGCAGAAAAACGCCGAGAUCCUCAGCAGCCAGUACGGCAUCAACCUCUUCCUGGCCGGGCUGCUGCUCACCUUCGCCUGGGCUGUGCAUGCCGUGGGCAUCAGCAAGAGCCACCUGCUCUCCUACCUCAUCACGCUGAUGCUCAUCCAGCUGCUGUGGAUGCUGUGGUACCUGUGCAGGAGCUGCACGCAGAGGAGGCUGAUCCGGGACAAGGACACACACGCCGGAGCCCGCUGGCUGAAGUGUGGGAUUACAUUAUUUGCAGUGAUUACUUUAAUUCUGGACUCCUUUAAAAUUGGAUAUUAUAUUGAUUUUUCAAACUGUCUAUCACCAACUGAAGGCAUUUUUCCUGUUACACAUGCUGUCCACACCAUCUUACAGGUGUACUUUCUGUGGUGUCAUGCAAAGGAUGUUAUCCAGUCUUUCAAAACACUUGAAAGGUUUGGUGUUAUCCAUUCUGUUUUCACAAAUUUGCUCCUGUGGACAAAUGGUGUGUUAGCGGAGUCAAAACAUCAAUUGAAUGAACAUAAGGAAAGACUAAUCACCCUUGGUUUUGGGAACAUAACUAUAGUUCUAGAUGAUCAUGCACCUCAAUGCAAUUGCACGACAACAACACUCUGCUCGAUAUUUUCUCAAGGAAUAUAUUACCUAUAUCCCUUUAAUAUAGAGUACCACAUCCUAGCAUCCACCAUGCUCUAUGUCCUGUGGAAGAACAUUGGCCGUAAAGUUGAGCACCACCAGCAAAACAAAACUCCAUUCAAAUUCCAUGGCAUAACUGUUGGAAUGAUUUUUGGACUAAUGGUGUUAACUAGCACAAUAGCCAUAGUUGUUGUGUAUUUAAUUCAGAUUGGAGGUUCAAAAAUCAAAAGUGAGUUAGCACUCACUAUGUUUUACUUGCACGCUAUCUUUGUGUUGGCUCUCAUGUGCACAGCUGGAAUUGUUGCCCUUCUCAUCUACAGACUGGAAGAUAGAUCUCUGGAUAAUUCCAAGAAUCCUGCUCGAAAACUGGAUGCAGAACUGCUGGUGGGCACAGCUGCAGGGUCCUGGCUGCUCUCCUGGGGCUCAAUCCUCGCCAUUAUCUGUGCCCAAGGUCAUCCCAAAUACACGUGGUAUAACCUGCCCUACUCUGUUCUGGUUAUUAUUGAGAAAUAUAUUCAGAACCUCUUUAUCAUUGAAUCCAUCCACCGCGAGCAGGAGAAGGUGAAUGAUGACAUUAAAACUCUUCGCAUAGUGACCAUAUCUCGGGGGAGCACUUUGUCCCUCACCCCCUUGUACAAAGAGAUUUACAAUGGCAGAGCAGCUCGUGACAGCGGUGACAUACCCUGUCUGUUUAAGGGCAGCAUCUGUGCGAGAGAAAAUGAUGGUGCUGGUGUUGCCAAAGAGGAAACGAGUCAGGACCAUGGUUUGAUCAUGCACUCAGCCUCAGAUUUCUCAUUUUCCAGUAGAAACUCAGCUACUAACAGCAAGAGGAGAAUUUUGAAGAACAUCGCAGCGUUUUUGUUCCUCUGCAACCUUUCGCUGUGGAUACCACCGGCGUUCGGGUGCCGCCCGGAAUAUGACAAUGGGCUAGAAGAAAUCGUUUUUGGCUUUGAACCCUGGAUAAUUGUUGUGAACCUUGCGAUGCCUUUUUCUAUCUUCUAUCGCAUGCAUUCAGCUGCCUCGCUCUUUGAGGUCAAUUUGCAGAAUCACCCAGAAGAAUGGGGGAGUCCUAAAGGCAUUACAGGGGUGCUUGAUACUCUCUGCACUUGA
Ficedula albicollis (Collared flycatcher) is the source of this 2091-nucleotide messenger RNA. It is a transcript of the gene OTOP1, whose product is annotated as otopetrin 1. The transcript is spliced from 8 exons. Gene Ontology annotation, cellular component: membrane. The record is from RefSeq and is a predicted model, not a curated record. Gene Ontology annotation, biological process: inner ear morphogenesis; proton transmembrane transport. The coding region runs from base 1 to 2091 and encodes 696 amino acids. Lineage: Eukaryota; Metazoa; Chordata; Aves; Passeriformes; Muscicapidae. Gene Ontology annotation, molecular function: proton channel activity.